Molecule: messenger RNA, 1998 nt
Organism: Neodiprion virginianus
Lineage: Eukaryota; Metazoa; Arthropoda; Insecta; Hymenoptera; Diprionidae
Product: fatty acid synthase-like
Exons: 5
Coding region: 146-1876 (576 amino acids)
Biological process (GO): fatty acid biosynthetic process
Molecular function (GO): fatty acid synthase activity
Source: RefSeq, a predicted model, not a curated record
AUACAACUGUUCCGAAAAUGGCAGCUAUCUUAUUCUUGGUGGCCUUGGUUGCUUUGGUCUAGAGCUUGCAGAUUGGCUCGUACUUCGUGGAGCCAAAAAAUUAGUCCUCACGUCCCGAAAAGAAAUCGGUACUGGGUAUCAACGAAUGCGCUUUCACAUUUGGAAAAACUACGGAGUCAAAAUUGUCGUUGUAGUAGGAAAGGAUGCCUCAAUUCCCGAGGAUUGUGAGGCCAUCUUAAAAAAAGCGACAGCACUUGGACCAGUUCACGCUAUCUUCAACUUGGCUGUAGUAUUGAAGGAUGCUCUUUUCGAAAAUCAAACGGUGGAGUCAUUCAAGGAACCUUUCGUAGCUAAAGCUAGGGCCACAGAGCAGUUGGAUAAAUUAUCAAGGACGUUAUGCCCGCAACUGAAACAAUUUGUAGUGUUUUCAUCGGUUUCUUGUGGCAGAGGUACUGCAGGACAAACGAACUACGCAAUGGCCAAUUCGAUCAUGGAAAGAAUAUGCGAGAGAAGAUCAGCAGAGAACUUACCAGGAUUAGCCAUUCAAUGGGGAGCGAUCGGUGACGUCGGAAAAGCCGCAGAAAUGGGUGAAAAUUAUAAAGAAUUAGUUACUGGCGGUACUCUACCACAGAGAAUUGAUUCUUGUCUGCAAGAGCUUGACGGCUUCUUACAACAAAAAAGCCCAAUAGUAUCCAGUAUGGUGAUUGCUAAGAAAACGGCUCUUACUAACGGAGCUGAACAUAUUGUCGAUGCGAUCGCAAAUAUAAUGGGACUCAAGAACAUGAAUAGCAUGUGUGUACAUACACCAUUGCCAGAACUAGGAAUGGACUCUAUAAUGGCAGUUGAAAUCAAAUAUACAUUGGAGCAUGAAUUCAAUAUUUUCUUGACCACAUCGGAAAUCCGUCAUUUGAAUUUUGCGAAACUCCAAGAUAUGUCUCAGCGAGACAGCAAAAAAUAUGAAAAUCGGAAAAAGUCACCGCAGCAACUAGACGAUUCUGCCAGCAUAUUCCAACUCCUUAAUAUUUUAACAGUUGAGGGGAUGUCGAAAAAUGUUUGUGUGCCUCUGAUGACUACAGCUGAGGAUGCAAGACAAGUCUUCAUAUUACCAGGAAUCGAAGGUGCAUGUACGAUAUUUAAGGCAAUAGCUGGCAAACUGAAAUCGGCAAACACCGCCUGUUUACAAUACGGACCAUCUUCCCUGAACACAACAUCGAUAGAUGAGAUGGCCGACUAUUUGAUUCCCUAUAUCAAAGCACGAAGCAUGGACCGCAAGAAGUUUUUAUUAGUUGGGUAUUCCUAUGGAAGUAUAGUGUCUAUCGAGCUUGCAAGACGUUUGGAAAAUGAGGGUUUCACUGGUCGCCUUGUGAUGCUCGACGGCUCACCUGACUACGUCAAAACAUUCUUGUCAUCCUUGACGACAAAGUCUGAAGACGAGCUGCAAACUUUCGUGUUUUUGAAGAUUAUGGAUGCGGUGGCAUCAUUCGCAGUUUCAAAGCUUACCACUGAGUUAUUUAGCUGCCGUGACUGGGAGGAGAAAAUAGCAGCGUUCACAAGAAAUAUGCCAAAAAAUAAUUUAUUGAAUUUUACACCGGAGGAUCAAAACACCUUGUGCUUAGGUAUUUAUCGUCGCAUAAAGGCCCUCCUGGACUAUGACUGUUCAAACCUACUACCAAUCAAGUCUCCAGUAACCUUAGUCAGAACUAGAGCUUCAAGCAUUUUGUUCGAUACAGAAGACUAUGGUCUGAAACGCCUUACGCAAAAUAAGAUGAAAAUAUACUAUGCGGAAGGAGAUCACAUCACGAUGCUGAAUGACGAUAUUUGUGCGGCGGCAAUUAACGAGGAACUCGCCCUAAAUGUUAUACCUGGUUCAAAGUGAGGGGUAUAAAAAACUGCGUAUAUCUCGAAAACCAUCUCUACAUAACAGCACGACAUGUAACUUUGCGCACUAUGAAAAAGUCAGGAUAAUUUAAUCGAAUAAAAGAGUUUAUCUAAGUCUAA